This is a messenger RNA of Perca flavescens (yellow perch), 895 nucleotides long. Its product is annotated as trypsin-1. Gene Ontology annotation, biological process: proteolysis. Gene Ontology annotation, molecular function: serine-type endopeptidase activity. The record is from RefSeq and is a predicted model, not a curated record. The coding region runs from base 1 to 729 and encodes 242 amino acids. Lineage: Eukaryota; Metazoa; Chordata; Actinopteri; Perciformes; Percidae. The transcript is spliced from 6 exons.
AUGAGGUCUCUGGUCUUUGCUCUGCUCCUUGGAGUUGUGUUUACCAAAAAGGAUGACAAAAUUGUUGGAGGGAAGGAAUGCAUGCCUCAUUCACAGCCCCAUCAGGUGUCUCUGAACUAUGGCUACCACUUCUGUGGUGGCUCCCUGGUCAACGAGAACUGGGUGGUGUCUGCUGCUCACUGCUACAAAUCCAAAAUGGACAUUGUCCUCGGUGAUCACAACCGUUGGUUCGUGGAUGGCAAUGAACAGAUCAUUUCUGCUGAACGCGUGAUCCCUCAUCCCAACUACGAGUCCUGGCUGGUUAACAAUGACCUCAUGCUGAUCAAGCUGAGCAAGUCCCCCACCAUCAACCAGUAUGUGCGGCCUGUGGCUCUGCCUACUAGUUGUGCCCCCGCUGGCACCACAUGCACAGUCUCUGGAUGGGGUGUGUUCAUGAGCUCCUCUGCUGAUAGUAACAGGCUGCAGUGCCUGGAAAUCCCCAUCCUGUCUGAUGAGGACUGUGACAACUCCUACCCCGGCAUGAUCACUGAGGCCAUGUUCUGUGCUGGAUACAUCAAAGGAGGCAAAGACUCCUGCCAGGUUGACUCCGGUGGUCCUGUUGUGUGUGACGGUGAGCUGCAGGGUGUUGUGUCCUGGGGCUUUGGGUGUGCGGAGAAGAACCACCCCGGUGUCUAUGCCAAGACCUGCAUUUUUACAGACUGGCUGCAGAGCACCAUGGCCUCUUACUGAAUCCAGUCCAAUCACUCUGCUACAGCGGUUUCUAUACUGCAAAAUCCUGUGUCAACAAGGACAUUGGGCAUUCAAAUAAAAUAGGUGUAACACCUGCAUUUUAAGUAUGCUUUUAGUUGGUAUCUUUCUCUGUCUUUCUGAUCUGCCUGGCAAAUCCACACGACGA